Xiphias gladius (swordfish) is the source of this 1867-nucleotide messenger RNA. RefSeq lists its product as uncharacterized. Lineage: Eukaryota; Metazoa; Chordata; Actinopteri; Istiophoriformes; Xiphiidae. The record is from RefSeq and is a predicted model, not a curated record. Bases 335 to 949 code for a protein of 204 amino acids. The transcript has 6 exons.
CAAGUCUUUCAGCUUUCUGACUGCUGGCUAUUAAAGAGGGUAGUCUGAGGUGAGUUAUUUCUGCUGGAAACUGAACCACUCUUCUGACAUGGUGUUAAUAUGUACCUGCUGGAUAAUCCUGGAGGCUUAGGUGUCCGCGUAGCGUUCAGGAGCUCCGAACAAGUUAAAGGCACAUUCGAAGGAGUCAGCUGUUUCCUACCAGCACAAAGGACUGACCAGCACAAAGGACUGGUCUUGUUUGUAAGAUGGUGACGUACGUGAACCUGGGAUAGUGACUGAAGAGAGAAAAAGUUUGAUGUCUUCUUAACCUCCGACUCCGAGAGAGAUUCCUGUGAUGGCACCAGAGAUACUGACUGUCAUAGUGGCUUCAGUGUCCUGUGUAGCAUUUUGCUUAGUGAUGCUGAUGCUGGUGGUGGUCCUGUGCAGAAAAGAUCCUCUCUGCUGCAGAUUCAGACCCCUCAGAACAGAAGAAUAUACAGAUGAUCUCCCCCAUUACCACAGCAGACAUACUUUGAUGAGUAUUGCCAAUGAUGAGCACUUUGCUACCAUGAACCAGGGAGCCAUUGGACGGCAGCUUCAUGGAAGGCUUUUUAUCAUAGGGAAGCCAACUGACUACCACAUGGAGGGGUCCCUGCCGAGGCUGCCUUCCUAUGAGAGUGUUCGUAAGAAGGACAGGCAGAGACAGAUCCACAGUAUGAUCGCACAGCGCUUCAGCCUCAGUGGCUGCCACGAUGAGCCUCCACCAACAUAUGAAGAAACCCUUCGCCAGUCUCUUGAUAUUUCAUCUGCAGAUCUGCAGUCUCUGGACGUUCACCUUUCAGUCCACUCUCAAGAUGUGUCCUCCGACACCAGUGAAGACACACACAACCUCAGUCGACCAUCCACAGUGCUCCAAGGCCCAGCUUCCUGCUACUCCCCAGCACAGAACUCCAGGUUUCUGUCUGUCUGAUGGUCCCAGAUCUUUUGCCAAGCCAGCGCAUAAGGACGAGGGCUACUGUUGUUAGAGCCAAGAGAAUGACGCCAUCAGGGACAAGAAAAGCAUUUCGGGAAGGGAAUGCUUGUUCUUUGAGGCAGAGCUAUUGAUAGAUCUUUGUGAUUCUGCUUAGACGUAUUCUCAUGAUAAUGACUCUGACUCAAGCUGUAAACUCCCCAAGGGUAAGAAUAACAUACUGUAUCUCUGUAUUGUCCGUGCAAUUUCUGGUUGGUUUUACUGUUUAUUUUUCCAAGAAUGUUACAAUAAUAGGACGUUUUUAAAGGUUUGACAAAUAUGAUUCUUUAGUGACUGGUGUGAUUGUUGUUUAUUCAGUAUUUUUGCCUUUAGCUGCCUUUAGCGAACACCAUUUGCCAUAAACCAUAGCUCACUGCAGGUCAGAUGUCACGGCUCGAUAGAAGAGGUGAGUCCAUGACCAAGUUGAGGGACCACAAAUAUUCCAGACAUGUGUGCAAUAACAACAGGACAGAGAGGACUUAACGAUUUAGUUUUAGGCAGCUAAAUAUUUGGAAGAAUGACUUUAGAAGAGAAUGUUGGUGAGUUUAUGCAAAUGGACCAAACCAAUUUACAAUUGCAUACGUACCUGCCGUGUCACACUGGUAAAUUUUUAUGGGAACUGUAAUUUCUUCUGUGCUCACAAAGGAAUUGUUGUUUAACAUAAAAUCCCGGGUUCCCCUGAUAGCCCAAUGGUGAAGGCACAUGUCACAUAACGACAAUGUGACUCCUGGCAGGGGGACCUUGUUGCGUGUCAUAUUCCUCUCUCUCCCCAUGCUUCCUUUCUGUCUGCACACUGACUGUCAAAUAAAGGCAAAAGGCCAGAAAUAAUCUUUCAUUGAAAAACUGUUAAAAUUAUGAAGAUUUCAAUUUCUAUGUGGA